AUGGCUUCUGACUCUGCCGAUGAGGCAGACAAGUCGCGGUCCCGCAAGUCUAGCGUCCGCAAGCGUGCUCAGCUAUGGAUGACCAAGGGAGGUCUUGUCCGUGACGACUCCGACGACGAACUCGGCGAGGAAGACCACCCGUGGGAGUGGAUCUAUGACCACAACGACGAGAACAACAAAGAAAGCGAGCAGGCGACUACAGAAGAUACCCCGAAAUCGAGCCGAAGACGCACCCCUCGCCCCAAUGCCAAACGCCGCCGGACUAUUGUCGGAGCUCGGAUGGGCUCGUUCGAAUGCGCCUUGGGCCAGGUGGUGCUUUUGAAAUCCCCAGAACCAGGCAAAGAUUGGAUUGGCAUUAUAACGGAAUUCGUAGAACAGGAGGAUCCGGAUGCUGAGGACGAGAUCAUCAAAUCGGCGAACAUCAUGUGGUUUGCUUCCCCGGAUGAGUUCAUGUCAACCCGGAACAAGCGACGAGCCGACGCUUUGCCCAACGAGCAAUACCUGACUGCCGAUUUUAACGUCAAUCCUCUUACGUCGAUCAGUGGCAAAGCUACGGUAAUGUCCAAGGAUGCAUUCUACGCCAGGUACCCAGACGGUGCUCCCCCGAAAGGAAAAGAGGCCCUCGCGGAGUUCAACAAGUGCAUUGUUGUUCGGAGAGGAGUAAACCAGCUGCAAGGACGUUAUACGGAAGAGUUUGUCUGGGAGGACGUAUACCGUGAGGAUAGGGUCUUUGAUCUCAUCACCUUGAUUAAGGAUGGGUUGAAAGCAGCCAAAAAGCGCAAGCAAGUCGACGACGACGUGAGUGAUGUUCCUGAUUGGUGGUGGAUUCAUGGUGCUAACGAAGAGGAUGACUUUGUCCCCACCACACCUAGGAAAAGGCAGAAGGUGGCUACAAACGCUACUCCCCAAUCGCGGCGUCAAAAGACCUUUACCACCCCAGCUCAUAAGAGGAUCGUCGUCAAGAAGCCUCUCGAAUUUACACCUCUCGGUACUCGUAUUCUUUCACCCACUCAUUUCGCCUCCCCGUACCGCCAGGCGCGCACGUUGCUGCACGUUUCCACCGUGCCUACAUCGCUUCCAUGCCGAAAAACGGAGUUCGAAACAGUGUAUAGUCAUCUCAGUGCCGCGAUCAUGGAAGGGACAGGGGCUUGCAUCUACAUAUCAGGAACGCCGGGUACUGGAAAGACAGCAACGGUCCGCGAAGUCGUUUCGCAAUUGAAUUCGGCUGUGUUGGCAGAAGAGAUGGACGAUUUUAUUUUCGUUGAAAUCAACGGCAUGAAGGUCACCGAUCCUCACCAAUCUUACUCGCUGCUCUGGCAAGCGCUCAAGGGUGACCGAGUAUCGCCUUCACAUGCUCUCGACCUUCUUGAGCGGGAGUUCUCACAUCCAUCCCCGCGACGAGUGUCCUGCGUCGUUCUUAUGGACGAGCUCGAUCAGCUUGUCACAAAGAAUCAGUCUGUGAUGGAAUAUCGUCGACGCGGACGCCAUCCAUUCGCCAGUCGCAAGGUAGCCGCCGUUAGUGGUGAUGCCCGACGUGCCCUGGACAUCUGCCGACGCGCCGUCGAAAUCGCCGAACAGGCCAGCGAAGCAGCAGCCCAAGACCCAGACACAGACAAACCCGAUGCAGACGACACCGAAUCCCUACCCCCAACACCCAGCAAGACCCCAGCCCGCAGAGAAAGAUCCCUCAAACAAUCCGCCCAGUCCUCCCCUCAAAAGAAACCACCCACCAAACCACAAACCGUCGGUCGUGUCACCAUCGCCACAAUCAAACAGGCCAUUCACGAAGCCACUUCAACUCCUCUCCAACAGUCCCUCCGCUGUCUUCCCCUCGCCGCUAAGCUCUUCCUCGCCGCCAUGCUAGCCCGGGUCCGACGCACCGGUAUCUCUGAAUCAGCAUUCGGCGACGUAAUCGACGAAGCCAAACGAAUCGCCGAUGCGGCCGUGGCUGUGGCCGGAGCAGCAGGCGCCGGUGUCAAAGACUUCCUGCUAGCCGGAGGGACCGGCGCUCGCGUACGAGCUUUGGGCUACGCCGCAAUGGAACUGACGAACUCGGGCGUCCUCGCUCUGGAAUAUGGAGCCGGCGCCAGGGGACCCCUAGGUAGCGCUGCUAUUCCGCAUCGUGGCGAUCGUAGCGGAAAAGUACGACUCCGUAUCGCUGCAGAAGAUGUCAAGAUUGCUUUUCGCGAGGAUGAGGAAGCCAAGGGGCUUGGAUUGGGCUUGGAUCAGUGA
Molecule: messenger RNA, 2232 nt
Organism: Aspergillus niger
Lineage: Eukaryota; Fungi; Ascomycota; Eurotiomycetes; Eurotiales; Aspergillaceae
Exons: 4
Coding region: 1-2232 (743 amino acids)
Biological process (GO): DNA replication initiation; mitotic DNA replication checkpoint signaling
Cellular component (GO): nuclear origin of replication recognition complex
Molecular function (GO): chromatin binding; ATP hydrolysis activity; DNA replication origin binding
Source: RefSeq, a predicted model, not a curated record